AUGUCGGCAGGGUCCUCUCAGACUCGUCAAGCGGCAUCCGCCGCUGGUGGAGUGCGCCGCAUGCGUUGGACAAGGGAUAUGAACGCAAACGCAUUGCGGGUGUACUAUAAGGCGAAAGGGGAAGAAACUGCGGGGAUAGCGUAUCGGGCUCGGAUGCAUUGCUUUUUUGCUGAGUUGGAGCCGUCUAUUCCCGUCACGGAACAAAACCUGACAGACCGAGUUCGUUACAUCAUGCGCUCGAAAAUAUACGAUGAUGCCGAGCUCGAACGACUACGACGUAAGGCCAUUCCCUCAUUGAAUGAAUUGGCUACGGCUGGGGAUGAGGCUCCUCAGACGACAGACCAGCUGGCACGCGUAGAAGCCGCCACGGAUCUUCCAGUUGUGGUUGAUUCAGACGAUGACGAAAUGGUCUCUCACGAACUAGAGCAAAGAGGAGUAUAUUGGAAGAGGCGAUUUUGGAGACGCGCAGCAUGCCUCUCGAAAAUCGACCGCGACUUCCCCCGCAUACCCCUAAGCAAGCGAAAUCGGGCUGUCGUGAGGGCUCUUAACCCAAUGCUGGUAACCUAUUUGGAAGCCAGCCGGGACCUUUGCGAGACGGACUCAGUUCUUUUUGGCGCCGCAGUGGCAGCUUGCCGUAUUAUUGGCGCCAAACUUCCCAUGGCUGGACGCGCUACUAAACAAAGUAGCGCCAUCCCAGCCUGGAGAAAAAGAAUUGAGGACCGUAUCGCAAAGGCAAGGGCCCUUAUCGGCAGACUGAUAAGCUUCAGGUCGGGUAAUUAUAGACCGAGUGUUGUGCGCACCAUUAGAAUGGGCGUUUGCUGGGACAAAUAUCAGUUUGUCCCAGCCGGAUAUCACGCAGAAACUAACGGAGCGCAUAGACGACCUGAAGCAAAAGAUUGCUGCUUGGGGAAACGGAUUCGCCGAUUUACCGAGAGGUCAAGGUGGUUCAACCAGAAUCGUCUCUUCCAGAGUGAUCAGAAGAGGCUUUACAAAUCAUUGGAGCGACCAGAGGUAUGUGGCGCGGGCCCAGGACUGGAUCAGGCUAACACUGUCGCAUUUUGGCGUGGCCUGUGA
Molecule: messenger RNA, 1074 nt
Organism: Parnassius apollo (apollo)
Lineage: Eukaryota; Metazoa; Arthropoda; Insecta; Lepidoptera; Papilionidae
Source: the annotation of a GenBank genome assembly